AUGUCCCUGCGCAGUUCACGAGAAAAUUCGACGAAAACGGAAGAUAAAGAUCAACCUGUCUGCUCAAUCGAUGAUUCCCUGCAAAGCACGUUCAAUCAACAUACUCCUAUGCAGGCUUUCAACCACCGGAGCAACAAAGAGGGCCCGUUAUCAUGUGGAUUGGAAGACUCCUUUCAUGCGAGUCUAUCAUCGAUAAUGGACGACGGCGAGCUUUCAUCCCAGCCGUGGAGCCCCAACCUUUCUCCAUUUCAAGCGUCAGAAGCACUCGGCGCCGAGGUCUCGCAAUCCUUUGACAGUGUAGGCAGACUCUCCACAAUCGAUGAAUUUGGUUUCGACUCGGGGCUUCUAUUUGGGGCACGAAAGGAAAUUGGUUCACGACCGCCGUCGACAGUCCGCCAACGUCCAGCAUACAAGUACGACGACCCGUCUUCAACGGAUCUCGCAAACCACAGAGCGGACGAUUAUGCUGGUUCGAUUCGAAAACAGGACAUUCCUUUUGAGCUGACAUACUCACCUCAACGCCGCAGCUGCACAAUGGCAUAUCAAGAGUCCUGGCACCAACGCUUUCCAACUUAUGGCAUCCAAGCGCCCGAGGAACGUGCCCCAAUUUCACCUUCGGCAACCCAACCGGCGUUUCAGCGAGAUUACAUAACUCCUAUUGUCAGCAUGCGUCGUAACUCUGAGCAGAAUGUUGGCACAAACGCUCAAUAUAGGUCGAAUGUGGUUUCGCCAACACAGCAAUCAACGAUGUCAGCUCCAUGUACUGACUCUUGCUCACGCUGUCUUGAGCAUUCAACGCCUUCACCGCUGGCUCCGCCCUCUAGCCACCCUGGCCCCAUGCACAUAUUACGCUCUCAAUCGGAGGGUUCAAUUUUGCAUACAUGGCCCCCCCAACCGCUUGAUACUUCCGUAUACCAGUUCCCUCCUCCGAACCACCAAUCUCCGGACACUCAAGGGUGGUGGAAUACCUCUACUUUGCCGAAUCGGAACCUGCAGUCAUACCCUCAUGGCGGUUACCCUCCAAUGGCGAUAGCACCAAUGGGCCAGCCACCGCAAGAUUGCAUCAGCAACACUACCGGUACGGGGCAGGAAAAUAGGUUGAAUCUGCACGUCAAUCCACCCUCUGAGCUCCCUCAUGCUACGGUACCGGUUCUUCCGGUGCCACCGCUUUCAUGUCCCGAAGCACCCAUGGCCCCCGCAUACGCCAUUGACCUUACUCACGGCCCAUCGCACAGACCGUCAUCCUUUGGACCAUCGCAUCAUUCCCCGCCACUACAUCCAUCAGUUUCUCGAGGACCGGCUAUCCCAUCAAUGGUCUCGACACGCACCCUGCCUACUAACGCCAGUCAUCGCUUGCCAAAAUCCAGACUCCAAAAUACAGUCCAUCAGCGACGAGUGAAUCAACGCAAAGCGUCUAGCUUUCCAGGCACCUCGACGUACAAAACUAGCAGAGCAGCAUCUACCGAGAGUUCAACCAGCCGUAUCUACUCGGCAGAGAACAACAACUCGAUAUCCGGCACAUUUCGCAAUUUUGGCCUUGAAGAUAGUCAGAUCUUACUCAACGGUGUUGCGCCAAGUGGGAGCUCUAAAACGAAAGCCAGACGUGAACAAGAGGCAAGGGAAAAACGAAGAAAAUUAUCCGAAGCGGCGUUGAUGGCCGUUCGACAGGCGGGUGGUGAUGUCGAGGCGCUAGAAGCGGCCCAGAAUUCUCAAGCCCCAGAGUCGACAAUCUACACAGCUACAAGGACUGUUUGCGAACACGUGGAGUUGAAAUAUUUCGCCGGCAACGUCAAGGGAUGGGGUAUCAAGAUGAUGGUCUGCGCCGGAGCGCCGUACUCCAUUAACUAA
Molecule: messenger RNA, 1848 nt
Organism: Uncinocarpus reesii 1704
Lineage: Eukaryota; Fungi; Ascomycota; Eurotiomycetes; Onygenales; Onygenaceae
Exons: 3
Coding region: 1-1848 (615 amino acids)
Source: RefSeq, a predicted model, not a curated record